This is a messenger RNA of Symbiodinium necroappetens, 708 nucleotides long. The record is from the annotation of a GenBank genome assembly. NCBI's taxonomy places the organism in Eukaryota, Dinophyceae, Suessiales, Symbiodiniaceae.
AUGAAAGUUCUUUCUCGAGGGUCAAUCAGGGAAGCCCCAAAUCCGAUUACAUGGCUGAACGGCCUCAUCUCCUUGCAAUCCAGCGGUGGCUGGGACACCUCGGAUGUUAUCCGUGCUUGGAACGACGGGGCAGCUGCCCGUGACAGGUUGACGGGCCAGCGUUUUAUGACGGUGCGUAAUGUGUUGGAAAUGGAAGGAUCGGUGCGAGAAAACAUUGUGUCCAUGGUCAACAAACUGGGAUCGCCGUACUCAGACGAGAAUUUGAGUUCGAAGAAGCUGCUUCCGGGCUGGCAGUUCAAAGGUGCUAAAGUGACGAAGCAAAGCAACUGGGCCCGCUACGGCAUGGUCACCACGGAAUCCGCUACCUACACCCUCCAGUACACCAACAGUGUGUUCGAGGGGAUGCCGAAAACACUCCGUCAGAAGCCCACGAAAGCAAUUCUCGAGCAGAGAAGUGAGUUCUGUGCAUUGGCCGUGGCUUUGCGAGAGGAUCUCGUCAAGGAGAUCCCGAACAUAGAAGAUUACAUCAACAAGAGGUGGCUCAAACGUCUCGCGGCGGGCGAUGUCGCCUUGGAGGUAGAGCUGUGUGCUGCUGUUGCUUCGGUGUUUCGGCAUACGGCCCAAGGAGUUGCGAGAGCUUGCGACAACUCGUGGAUGAGUUCAGUGGUGGCCGGCCUGGUACUCAGUCCAAGGGUGCGGCCAGCGUGA